This is a messenger RNA of Strongyloides ratti, 1155 nucleotides long. RefSeq lists its product as hypothetical. The record is from RefSeq and is a predicted model, not a curated record. Bases 1 to 1155 code for a protein of 384 amino acids. The transcript has 2 exons. Lineage: Eukaryota; Metazoa; Nematoda; Chromadorea; Rhabditida; Strongyloididae.
AUGGCAUCACGGCAAUUUGAAGAUGCCUUUAAAAAUACUCCAAGUAGAUUUAUACCUCAUAGACCUAAAUUUGUUAGUAAUAGUGGAUAUAAUAACUAUCAGGAACAACAUUAUGGUAUAAGUAAUAAUGAUAAUGAUAGAAGAUAUUAUAAUAGAUCAUCACCUUACAAUGAUCAUCGUAUAAAUGAAGAAUAUCAACAACAACCAUUACCACAACAACAACAAUUUCGUAGGAUAGUAGUAUCUUCUAAUAAUCAACAAACAUAUACUGAAAUUAAUGAUAGAAAACGACCAAGAAUGGAAUAUUAUCAAAGAGAUAAUGAAUAUCAACCACCACCACAACCAAUUCAAAGAAAUUAUCAAAUUAAAAGACCAUGUAUUGAUGAUAGAAUACAUAAUUCAACAACAACAACAACAACAAAUACCUUGAGUCAAAAUAUUAAACCACCAGUUGUUUUAAGGCCUAUAACACGUGUUAAUAAAUCACAAUAUCAACCUCACAAAGUUAUUCAAAGAUUUGUUGAUCGUCAUCCCAAUACAAUUAUUAUGAGAGGUCCCAAUAUACUUUAUAAUAGUAAUGGAAGUGGAAAUCAUCAACAAUCAGUAGUAAAACCAAGAAAUUUAAAAGAAGAUUGUUAUGUUAAUAAAUUAAAAUUGAUUAGGAAAAAUUGUAGAAAUAUGAUUUUUACAAAUGCAGCUAUGGUUGAUGAAAUCUCAAGAGUUAACUUUGCUAUUCAAACAGCAACUGAAGAAGUACAGAUGAUAGCAAAAAAAGUUCAACAUAUGGAAAGAAAUAAAUUGAGAAGAUAUCAGCAAUUAUUAAAAAGAGAAGCGUUAUCAGAGUGUAAAGAAAGAGUAGAUGAUGAUAAAUUAAUACCUAAUCAUAAUAUUAAUAUAUUUUAUAAUACUAAGAUAGAUAAUAAUGAUAAACAAGAGAUCUCUGAAAUUGUGGAAAAUGAUAAAACGUAUCCUAGUGAUAUAAUUCACGAUGAUAGAGAACAUUAUGAUUGUCAUGAGGACAAAUCAAAUGAACCAUUUUCAAAUUAUGAUAUUGAUCAUGAUUUGUUACUUAAUAACAAUCAAUUAAUGGUAGAAAAUGAUUAUUAUCAAAACUCAUUUAGUCAAUAUAACAAUGAACAUAGCAUAAUAUUAUAA